Messenger RNA from Cavenderia fasciculata, 4029 nucleotides. It is a transcript of the gene gxcB, whose product is annotated as pleckstrin domain-containing protein. Gene Ontology annotation, molecular function: guanyl-nucleotide exchange factor activity; protein binding. The transcript is spliced from 5 exons. The record is from RefSeq and is a predicted model, not a curated record. The coding region runs from base 1 to 4029 and encodes 1342 amino acids. NCBI's taxonomy places the organism in Eukaryota, Evosea, Eumycetozoa, Acytosteliales, Cavenderiaceae.
AUGUUUGUCUUUUGUUCUAAAACAUUGGUUGGUGUGAUGAUACAUACUCUAGAGAUAGACACCUUGGACCACAAAUACAGAAAUGAUAAAGAACUAGGUAUUCAUCACCUGAUCGAUCAAUCAUCAUCAUUAUCAAUGGGAUUCACAAGUUUCUUUUCAAAAGAUAAGAAAAAGGAUCAAGAAAAGGAUAAAGAAAAGGAAAAGGAAAAGGAUACCAAGGAGAACAAGAGACAUACUAUCGCACCAUCAAAAUCAACAACAACAACAAAGUCGACGCCUACGACAACUCCUCCUCAAUCAAAUAAUAAUAAUAAUGUUACUCCACCACCUCCAACAACAGCACAUAGAAAUACUAUUGUAGGUGUAUCUACUACUCCUCCAAACAACUCAUCACCUGUUUCAUCAUCUCCUGUAUCAUCAUCUCCUGCUGUAGUAUCUCCUGUAAAGGUUGCUUCGACUUCAAAUACUGCUGCUGCUGCUGCUGCCACUUCAUCAGAUAACACAGCACCAUCAACUUCUACUUCUACUACGACUAGUACUACUUCCACAGUACCAAUCUCAACCACUAACAACAACAAUGUAUCAACACCCUCUUCAUCUUCACCCAGUACUGGAACAUCUCCAAGUAAGACAACUACGACACCAGUUCUAGAGACUACUACCACUACCACUACUACUAGAACGUCACCAUCUAAAUCUGUUUCUUCACAUACUGCUUCUCCUGCAGUCACUAGUACAUCACCAAACAAGACAAAUACAACUACGACACCAACACCAACACCAACACCAGUUUCAGAGACGACUAGAACAUCACCAUCUAAAUCUGUUUCACAUCCUGCACCUGCAGUAACUACAGAGACAACCAACCCUAGGGUACAACCAUCUAAAUCAGUCUCAAAACCAGCUCCUGUUGUUUCGAAACCAGUUGUUUCUCAACCACCAACUGCAACAGCUACAACAACCCCGACAACGUCAGUAGUAAAUAACAAACCAACCUCUAUCACUGCAUCCACUUCAACUUCUGGAUCAAAAUUAGCAACCUCUGCUCCACCAGUCGUAGUCACUACCAAUACUGGUGUAUCUAAACCUGCACCAAAGGUUGCUCCUCAAUUAUCACAAUCAGCACCUGCUAAAGAAUCUACAACAACAACAACAACAACAACAACAACUACAACAAAUACUACUGCUCCAGUUGUUGUUACUCCUCCUGUACCAUUAAAUAAUAAUAAUAAUCAUACGAUUAAAUCAUCAACAACUACCACAACUGCACCACCUACUACAAUUGAUGCACCAAAACCAAAUAGUUCACAAAUUACUCCAUCCAAUUCAAGUACAAGUUUAAUCAAUAGUAAUGGAAGUGGUAACAACAACGGUGGUAGUAAUAGUGGAUUUAGAAAACAUCCAACUGUGAAUGUACUAACACCACAAUCAAGUCCACUACAACAAUCUGCAUCAUCUUCACCUGCCAAAGCACCAUCUGUACCAAAUUUAAAUGAUACAAUUGAACAAAAGAAAUUGGCCAAACAAGGUGCCAUUGCGACUAUGGAGACACAGGCACGAGCCUGGGUAUGCGAUGUACUCAAGAUUGAGUUGGACGAAUCACAAUCAUUCUUUGAACAUUUUAAGAAUGGUGUGUUGUUGUGUAAACUGAUCAACACUAUCAAACCAAACAGUGUCAGACGUAUCAAUGAAUCUGCCAUUGCCUUUAAGCAAUUAGAGAAUGUUCAAAAUUAUUUAAAGGCAUGUCAGACUGUAGGAAUGUUGGAUGUUCAUUUAUUCAACUCGAUCGAUUUGCACGAGAACAAGGAUAUUGGAUUGGUUAUCACCAACGUGUUGGUACUUGGCAAGUUUGCAGCUAGAGUUGAGGGAUACGAAGGCCCUCAUCUUGCAGGCGAGCGUAAAAACAUCAAAAUCACAACUACACCUGCCUCUCCUCUAUUUGGAGAGAGUCUCCAAUUGAGUAAGGGAGGAGACAAGAUAUUGGCAGUCGACGAGAAUGGAAAGAAAAAGUGGAGAAAAUCAGUCAAACGUGUUGCACCAAUGGUCACUCCACUCAACCUCGAUAUCUCUGCCAAAGAGGCUUUCAAAUAUUCACCCGAACUAGAAUCAUCUGCUUCACAAUGGAUUCAAGAUGUUUUGAAUCAAAAAUUACCUUAUCCAUCUCUAAGACAAUCUUUAAAAGAUGGUGUUUUACUUUGCAAGGUUAUAAAUAGAAUUAAAGAAAAUACUAUUGCAUAUAUUAAUACUGGAAAAUCAGGAUUUAAACAAAUGGAGAAUAUAGCCAAUUAUUUAUGGGGAUGUCAACAAUUGGGAUUAAAGAAAUUGGAUUUGUUUGACACUACUGAUUUGUACGAAGAAAAGAACUUUAACUUGGUUAUUUCCAACGUGCAUGUGUUGGCCAACCACGUAGCCAAGAUGCAUCCAGAGGCCAAGGUGCCGGCGAUUGCACAGAGCCAGUCGGGUCAGGUCUACAGCUCAUUGGUACACUCGCGGUUCGGUAUGCCGGGCAGCUCGUGCAACGGCGCGGGUGGCGAGCUCACCGACGAGGCCAAAGACCUCAUCGCAUGGAUCAACGGUCACCUCGAACACGACCGUCAAGGCAUCGAGCCGUGCAAAAACAUUGGACAUGAUCUCAAUAAUGGUGUGGUGCUGAUUCUUUUGUUGGAAGAACUGACGAGUCUCCGCGUUGGUAUUUACACUCGCGACCCAUCUCUACCAUGGCACUUUAUGCAAAACAUCUCGCUUGUACUAAACUUUAUGCGUGAGAAUGCCACCAACUUUAAUAACGGUAGUGUCAGUGCCCACGAUAUCUUUAAUGGCAAUGUCACUUCGAUUGUCAACCUGCUCAGAAUGAUCAGAGAAAACUUUGACCGUGAACACUUUUUCAAGACCGUCCCCAUUGACACGCGUCGUCACAAGGUUGUCGAGGAGAUUGUUGUCACUGAGCAAACCUAUGUCAAGAACCUCUCUGUCCUCUUUCAAACUCUUAUCGUCCCAUUGGAAGCUUUGGCCGACAGCAAUGCUGGUGGUGGUAUCACCCGUGACGACAUUUACUCAAUCUUUGGUAAUUGGGAGAAAAUCCUCAAACAUCAUGCUCUAUUAUUAAAAGAAUUUGAAGAUAGAAUGGAAAAUUGGAUUGAAUCUUCAACUUUUGGUGAUAUCUUUAUUAAAAAAUGUGAUUUCUUAAAAGAUACAUAUUCACAAUAUAUUAAUAAUUAUGAUAAUUCAUAUUCAAGAAUUAAAAGAUUAAGAAAGGCAAACAAAAUAUUUGAUGAUUCUGUCAAAAACUUUGAAGUCUAUCAAGACUCUACAAAUGGAUUGGAUUUGUAUAGUUAUUUGAUUAUGCCUAUUCAACGUAUUCCAAGAUACCUCUUAUUGUUAAAAGAAGCUAUAAAGUAUACAUCAAAUUCUCAUCAAGAUCAUAAAAUGUUAUCAGAUGCCAAAGAUAGUAUUCAUCAAGUUGCCAAUCAUGUCAAUGAAAGUAAAUUAAUGUCUGAUAAUUCAAGAAAAAUUGCUUCUAUUCAAGAUUCUAUAUCAAAUUUGGAAUUUAAUUUGGAUGAAAAUGAUAGAAGAUAUAUUAGAGAAGGAUUUUUAGAAAUUGAAGAUACAUUUAAUAAGAAUUCUUAUUUCUUUUUGUUUAGCGACAUCUUAUUGUUUGUUAGAUACAAACCAUCAGAGGAAACUGGAAAGGAAUUCAAGUUUAAGGAAUCAUUCCAAUUGACUGAAUUUAAUGAUGUUUGUGAUAUUUUAUCGGAUGAUGAAGAUGACGAUGAAGACGAAGAAGAAGAAGAACUAGUACAAAAGAAAAAGAGAGUAACAUUUGCAAAACCACCAAAAUUCGAGAUUGAAACAGAAGAGUUUAGUUUGGUUCUAAUAGCAGAAUCAGAAGAUGAAAAGUUUGCUUGGAUGGAAGAUAUUAGAAAAUGUUUACAAGAAAAUUUAAUCAAAGAUGAAGAUCAAGUAUCUGAUCUUUCACUCAAUGGCGACGGUCAAGGAACAAGUAGUGAAAGUGAUGAACAAGAAAAUUAA